GCAGGCACAGCCCCGGCGGCAGGUACGGCCCGCCGCUGCCCCCGGCAGCCGCACCGGGGCUUCCGAAGGGAUUGCGACUGCCGGUUGUUUUUUUUUUUUCCCCGGUGGAGAUGAUGAGCUGCGGCUCGUGCCCGCCCGUCCUCCCGUUCCCUCGGCUCUGAAGAGCCGGGGGUGCAGCGCGGCGUGCUGCGGGGGCACCUUCCCGGCGGGGCUCGGCCAGCGCUGCCCGCUCCGCUCUCCUCCGAGGCCGCUCGGUGCCGCCCGCGGGGUAAUUCCGGCCCAGGGAAUUGCGGGACACGUGAGCGCGGCGGGGCCGCCCCGGGACCGCCCGGCGGGGCGGGCGCGGCAACAAAGGGCGGCGGGGACGGCAGGGACGGAGGGCAGCGGGCUCGCCUGGCUCUCACCUCCCGCCCCGCUCUCUCCUGCCCCGCAGCCCCGCGGCCAGCACCGCGCCAGCGCCGGGCUGCUCCGGCCGCGCCGCAGAUGAAGUGCGAGAACUGCACCAAGAAGGAAUGCAGUAAAAAACAGAAAAAUGAUGAUACACAAAGUGCAUCUGUUGAUGCAUUGAGUUCAAAUGAUGGCUCUGAAGAGAAUGAGUUUGAUACAUUGGCUAAUGCUAAAAUACUCCUUAGCGACUGCCUAGCUUGUGACAGUUGCAUGACUUUGGAAGAAGGAGCCAGAGUUUUCCAGCAGAACCAGAAGGAAUUCUUUCGUGUUCUCAACCUUAAUAAGAAAUGUGAUACCUCAAAACACAAAGUGUUGGCAGUGUCUCUAUGCCCUCAGUCAUUGCCUUAUUUUGCUGCUAAAUUCAAUCUCUCUGUGAAUGAAGCAGCCAAGAGACUCUGUGGUUUCCUCAAAAGUCUUGGGGUGCAUUAUGUGUUUGACACCACUAUAGCUGCAGAUUUCAGUAUCCUGGAGAGCCAGAGGGAAUUUGUGCAGCGCUACCAACGGAGGAACCAGGAGGAACAUGCCUUACCAAUGUUUGCCUCUGCUUGCCCUGGUUGGAUCCGUUAUGCUGAAAGGGUUCUCACCAACCUGGUGACCCCUCACAUCUGCACUGCAAAGUCUCCUCAGCAGAUCAUGGGCUCCCUGGUGAAGGGCUACUUUGCCAGGCAGCAGAACUUGUCUCCUGAUAAAAUUUUCCAUGUAGUCGUGGCACCUUGUUAUGACAAAAAGCUGGAAGCCUUGAGGGAAGAUUUCUACAAUGCCUUGUAUAAUUCAGCAGAAGUUGAUUGUGUCCUGACAUCAGGUGAAAUUGUGCAAAUAAUGGAACAGAAAAAUGUGUCAAUGGAAGAUGUGACUGAAGUAGCUGUGGAUAGUUUGUUUGAUGACUUAAAGGAGGGAGAUGUCGUGAGGCACGAAGGGAAGAGAUCUGAUGGUUACCUGGAGCACAUUUUUAAACAUGCUGCAAAGGAGCUUUUUGGCGUGGACGUCAAGGAGAUCACCUACAAAGCACUAAAGAACAAGGACUUUCAAGAAGUUACCCUUGAAAAGGAUGGGGAGACAGUGCUGCGUUUUGCAGCAGCUUAUGGCUUCAGAAAUAUCCAAAACAUGGUCCUGAAGUUGAAAAAAGGAAAGUUUUUCUACCAUUUUGUAGAAGUCCUUGCCUGCCCAGGAGGGUGCCUCAAUGGAAAGGGCCAGGCCCAGACUGAGGAUGGCAAACCAGACAGAGCCCUGCUUGCCCAGAUGGAAGAGGUGUACACUGCAAUUCCUGUCAGGCUGCCAGAAACCAACCUGCACGUGCAGAGGAUGUACCAGGACUGGCUGGAGGGCAUGGACUCCACCAAGGUCCAGGACACUCUGCACACCACCUACAGUGCAGUAAAUCAGAGCACCAGCAGCUUGGACAUCAAAUGGUAACACUGCAGAUGGUAACUGGGGCUGCAGGGCAGCUCUGGGACCUCUGUGCACUGAGCUCUGCCCAGCUGGGGUUGUUUUGGGAAGAAACAUUGCUUUGCUAAACCAGACAAGUCUCCAAAAGCCCUGGUUCCUGCCACUGUCAUUUCACUUGUACUGUUUGUCAUUUCCUGCAUACAGAGGAUUUCUGCAUUUUAAAAUCUUGCAAGGUACAUAAGCCCUUUCUGCCAGGGACAGGGAGUGGAAUUCCUGAUCAAGUUUCUCCCUGAAGUGAAGGUUCACGAAAGGGGCUCCUCCAAGAGGAGAUGAGAUGAUUUUACUUCUAGGUCUGCAGUCCCUGUCAACACAGGAAUUUCAGUGUUGAUGCAGUUGGUGUGAAGUCAUUUGGGAUUUGCUUGCCUUGGUAAGGAAAAAGCCCUUUUAAAGGACAAGUGAGUAUAUGGAGAGAUGCAAUGAAUUUUUAUAAGCCUUGUAUCCAUAAUUCAGCAAAAAAUAGUUCCAAACUAGGCAUCAUUUCUUACUGAUGCAGUGUCACAAUGCUUCACAGCAACUCAAUCUGGGAAGCCAAUGCUAAAUGGUUCAUUUAAAAUAGUUCCAAAUUGGUUGGUUGGUACAAAAAGAGAACUUUCUUCCCAGGUAACUUUUCUAAGUUUGCAGCCAGAAGCAGUGGUGCUGCAUGCUUUGGCUUCUCUGAGAGUGGAACAUGCCCAGAUUGUUCUUUCAUUUGUCUCCAUGUUGAAAGACUUCUGCAAAAAAUAACUUCCUGGGGUGCCUCUGAGAAAAAAUACUGAGCAAUGCUUGUGAGCUCAUCAGAGUUACAAUAUGUUGGCAUCAUGAUUUUUGAUGCACUUAUUUUUAUAAAUAUGCUAUAGAGGUUCAUUUAACAGCCAUUGUGAAGUGGUACUGCCAUUCAGCUUGUCUGCAGCUUCCCCACUUGUCAGAGAUUUAUUCAAGAAUGUGAUGGACAAAAGAAAUUAAGACUCCUGCCAGACUUCACAUUUUCCUGAUAGCAUCAGAUCUGUUCACAAUUAAUGGCUGUUUGAAGCUAGCAAAGUUCUAGCUUUCCUUAUGCACCUGAGUGUGAAUGGGCUCUUUUAAUCAUUUCGUGCAGUUUGAAUCAAUCUUCUUUGCAAAUUGUGCAAAUUUUCAAUAUUACAACUGCUUGUAUGAGUAAGAAAUCCUGCAAAAACCUGUGAGUGUUUAAAAUGCACAUUUAACCUGGACAGUGGAAUGGGAUGAAGCAUCAGGGGAGGGGAGGCAAGAGCUGGCAUUGGCUAGAGCAGGGAGGCUGAAAAGGAGAGAGACAGAGAAGUGUCACCCUGCUGACAAGAAACAGCUCUCUUCAUGUGAAGCUGUUAAACACUGCAGCUUUCCAUUGGACCUGCACCUAAAUAACAAACCACUGCACUGGGAGGGAGGUUUUCUGAAUGAAUUUGAUUUACUGCACUACCUGAAUGCCCACAAUGAGAUUAUGCCCAUGAAUUACAUGAAUUAGCCUUUGCAGGGUGUUCCUUGUGAUAAGAACCAUACUUGCCAUGGUGCAAUAUCAGAACAUCGACAGAAAUCUACCUCUGUACAGGGAGGGAGUCCAGAGUGGUGGGAAGAGCUGUGUGUGCUGGAACUGUGAUAGAUGUGUGCUGGGGAAAGGUGGGGGUGUGGUGUGACAUUUCAAACCAGAUUACUUCCAGGAGCAACAUCCACCUCCUUCGGUCUCGUUUGUUCAUCUGUGAUUUCCUCCAAGAGCUCCACCAGAACUGUCAUGUAAUAAAGUGGUCCUGUUCUGUUUGUAUAGGCCUGUUUCUCUGUAUAUAUGGUUUGUAGCUGGAUGCAUGUUUAAAUUAUAUCUCUGCUGCUCUUUG
Passer montanus (Eurasian tree sparrow) is the source of this 3716-nucleotide messenger RNA. It is a transcript of the gene NARF, whose product is annotated as nuclear prelamin A recognition factor. The record is from RefSeq and is a predicted model, not a curated record. The transcript is spliced from 11 exons. Gene Ontology annotation, cellular component: lamin filament. The coding region runs from base 484 to 1860 and encodes 458 amino acids. Lineage: Eukaryota; Metazoa; Chordata; Aves; Passeriformes; Passeridae. Gene Ontology annotation, molecular function: lamin binding.